Molecule: messenger RNA, 986 nt
Organism: Homalodisca vitripennis (glassy-winged sharpshooter)
Lineage: Eukaryota; Metazoa; Arthropoda; Insecta; Hemiptera; Cicadellidae
Gene: Rpn12
Product: 26S proteasome non-ATPase regulatory subunit 8
Exons: 6
Coding region: 108-905 (265 amino acids)
Biological process (GO): proteasome-mediated ubiquitin-dependent protein catabolic process
Cellular component (GO): nucleus; proteasome regulatory particle, lid subcomplex; proteasome regulatory particle
Source: RefSeq, a predicted model, not a curated record
GUGCCUGUGCUGUUUGUGUUGAAUUCAGAAUUGAACUUGAACUGUCGAACUUAAGUACAGCCAAAGGGAAUUUCUAGUUACAUAUUAAAACAAUUUAGUAAUUUUAAAUGGCAGCCGUGAAAGAAGUUGUUUCUGCUUAUCAAAAAUUGAAAUCGGAAUGGACAAAAAAGCCUCAGAAUUUAGAGGCAUGCGGACAGUUGCUGUCAAAAUUAAAGGUUGGUUUGACCAGCCUGAUGUUCCUACCAACAUCAAAUUCAAAGGCUUCACAGCAAGAACUCAUACUAGCUAGAGAUAUUCUGGAGAUAGGAGCGCAGUACAGUAUCGCUGUGAGAGACAUCCCUUCGUUCGAGCGGUACAUGGCCCAACUGAAGUGCUACUAUUUAGACUACAGGGAUCAGCUGCCAGAAUCUUCUUUCAAGUACCAGCUGUUGGGGCUGAACCUGCUGCUGUUGCUGUCACAGAACAGGGUGGCAGAGUUCCACACAGAGUUGGAGCUGCUGCCAGCCGAUCAGAUACAGAGCAAUGUCUACAUCCGCCACCCGUUGUCUCUGGAGCAAUAUCUCAUGGAAGGCAACUAUAACAAGAUAUUCCUUGCCAAAGGCAAUGUGCCUGCAGAAAGCUACAACUUUUUUAUUGAUAUACUGCUGGAGACUGUAAGGGAUGAGAUUGCUACCUGUCUGGAGAAAGCCUACAGGAAAAUAUCGGCUCAUGAAGCCACCAGAAUGUUGAAUCUCCCUAACCAAACCGCAAUCAAGGAUUAUGGAAGUAAGAAAAACUGGACCCUGGGUAGAGAUAAUUAUUACACGUUUGGAGUAGAAGAGAAGAAGUCAGAAGAGGCACUGCCGUCUACUGAGCUGAUUGAACAAGUCAUUGAGUACGCUCGAGAGCUGGAGAUGAUAGUUUAAAAAUCACUUUUACUGUAUGUGUUUUCAUGAAAACUAAGUAUGUAUUAUAUUAAUAUUUUGAAUAAUAAUUUCAUGUUUGUA